Fomitopsis serialis is the source of this 1037-nucleotide messenger RNA. RefSeq lists its product as uncharacterized. The coding region runs from base 137 to 850 and encodes 237 amino acids. The record is from RefSeq and is a predicted model, not a curated record. NCBI's taxonomy places the organism in Eukaryota, Fungi, Basidiomycota, Agaricomycetes, Polyporales, Fomitopsidaceae. The transcript has 5 exons.
UGCGCUCUUAAAGCCUGAGUCGGGGUCGCCCAGCGCCCCGCGCUACGACUACUGGGAACGAAGACUUCGAGUCGGACGCCAUUUGCAGUAUAGUGGCCUCCGCGGCACGAGUCUUCUGCCGGUGCUACGAUCCAGUAUGCCACAACAAGGCGAUGUGAACAGGGCCACUCCAGUGGUGCGCGACGGCGGCUACGCGCCAGAGAAGGGAUUCAAGACUGAGAGACCGAUGACGCAAGACCGUGAGGACCAGUGUCAGCUGAACGAGAAACAACGCAAAGCAGCUGAACACGAUCUUGUCCAAUCUUGGAUGGCGGGGCUACAGCUCAUCAGUGUUAUUACGACCUUCUUUGCGACUAUGGAGGCAACAUUGCUAGGUUCCGUUACACCGACUCGAGAUCAGCCGACAACCCAUCUGCAGAUUGCUGCAUGUACCGUACUAGCCGGUGCAUUCACUGUACAUUUGAGCGCAGCAAUCCUCGCCUUCCUCGCCUCGUUCUUCCUCAUAGGCUACCGCGUCAAGGAAGCCACAGAAGAGGAGUGGCAAGCAGAAGCAAGGCCCUCACUAGAAUCGGGGCGCUCGUCGAACAUGCUACGCGGGGGCCAUUGGACGACCAGUCCACACUUGGAGCAAUGCGGACCUUUCCGCUCUGCCAGUGGCCCGCCGACGCACCUAUUGAAGCACUGCCAUACCUUGUGCAUGUGGUUCUCUAUCACAGGUUUCCUACUUGCGAUAGCCGGGGGACUAUGCUAUUCCUGGGCGCGCUUGCCGCAGAGCGCCAGCAUCGUCGCUUCGGUUUCCCUGGGAGCAUGUUGGACUGCCGGUGCUGGUGCAGUAGCCUUGGUCUUGUAGAUCGUGGAAUGUUUUACGAGUUUCAUGCCCGAGCAAUGAUGCAAUGACCUUCGAUGUAACCUGAAUCUCCCGCUCGUCACAGUGCGAAACUAGCCAUAUAAUUCAGGUAUGUUACAUUGAGAGUACACGUGGACUGCGGAAGGAGUGGGAUGAUACUUGGGCUCGAGAGAACUGCGCAGGUAGAGCC